Messenger RNA from Parascedosporium putredinis, 1311 nucleotides. NCBI's taxonomy places the organism in Eukaryota, Fungi, Ascomycota, Sordariomycetes, Microascales, Microascaceae. The record is from the annotation of a GenBank genome assembly.
AUGAACGCUAUUACUCACAAUGUUCACUCGGAGGUUUUUGCGGAGGCUGUCUCUCUUGACGCUCCUUGUUUUCUCCCUCCUGUUUUACUCAUUCUAUCUACGCGGGGAUUGUCUCGCGCCACCUCCGGCGUGUCGGACGGGGACGAGCUUCGCCGCCCGCACAGCGGCGGCUCCGAGGGCGCAUGUCCUUCCGAUUUCGACUAUCUCCGCUCCAUGCGCCUUACCGACCAGGUUGUUUUUGCGAGGGUCUGUAUCGAGCCCGUCCUCUCCACGAACGUAGACAGAGACCACGUCGCCGACAUUCCCAAACAUGUCCUCGACGCGAGGCGCACCAUUGACCUUACCAACUGCGCCGACGCCGCUGUCGCCUUGUGUGAACCUAUCCCCUUGCACGUUUCGCCGCCUUACCCGCGGAGGAAAUACCCCGAGUUUGUAUUUGGCCUCGCCACUUCGCGGGAUCGUCUACGAGAUUCGGCGGCCGUUCUCUCGCGUUGGAUGGCGGGAACCUCUGCUAAACUGGUGGCCAUCUUGACGGAUGCGCGCCCUGCGACGGCUGAGCAGCUGGGUGACCUAGAACGACUGCUGCUCGACCACGACAUUGACGCUGCCGUUCUCAAUCCCACGAUCGAGGGGCUCACGACGCCGCAAAAUCACUUUGCUAUUAUUCGUGACCUGCUGCGGCACGCCGACUCUGGAACCAAGUGGUUCGGCCUCAUCGAUGACGACACGUUUUCCCUUCCUUUUACCGCCUGGCGGAACAUCUCGGCCGCUACGAUCACACCAAGGACCAGCGAUGUGAUUCUUGCCGAGUGCAUUCAACGACAUACAAAGGCUAGGCUCACGCAUGUGGACGAACUCCACCAGCAAGACAUGCGGGGCGAUGUUUCCGGCUUCUUCGAGUCUGGGCCUAACCCCAUCAGCCUCCAUCACUGGAAGAGCUGGUAUAAGCAUCCCGUCGACAAGAUGGCUCUCAUUGCCGAUUACUGCGGCGAUUGUUUUCUGCAGCGUUGGCGGUUUGGCGACAAGGCUGUCCUCACCAACGGCUACUCUCUCGUAGUGUACCCGGACGGCACCGAGAGCAUCGACUUUGAUAAGACGGAAGAUACCUGGGGCAAUGCAGAUGGUGCGUUCGAUCAUAGCCUCGGCCCUUUCCGCGACAAGGUGCCAGAUGGUAGCAAGUUUAGCCACCGGCUCGUCAACGCUGAGGUCCUGCCUGCUUCAAAAACGGUGCGGCAGGUCUACGUCCGUAAAGGAAAUCCAUGGAAAAACGAGCUCGAUCAUGUUGUCGAGAUCUUGUGGAAUUUUGGCUGA